Messenger RNA from Paramecium primaurelia, 252 nucleotides. The record is from the annotation of a GenBank genome assembly. Lineage: Eukaryota; Ciliophora; Oligohymenophorea; Peniculida; Parameciidae.
AUGUAGGAGGACUUAAAUUCCAGCUUAGAUUCUUUAGAAUUGGAUCUAUACCAUAGACCAAAUCCUUAAAUAAAAGCAAUUCUAAACUUUCUAAGAUCAAAAAAUCUAAAAUUCUGUACAGACCCUCGUAAAAAAGAGGAAGAUUACUAUUCUAAAAUGGAUAAUACAGAAGAUAAUAAAGAUCUUGGGUUGGUGAGAAAUAAGUUUUUUAUGAGAAAUAACAAACAUAUAACAUGUGAAAUAAAAUAAUGA